AUGUCAUCCAGGAAAGCCAAAUCCGGAUCCAGCAAGAAGACGGUCGAUAAGGUCACCCCAGGUGGUGACGCGGCAGUUGACGGUCACAACGUCCAAGCGACUACGACUGAGCUGCAGAAGGACGAAACGGCGAUUAAAGUGUUUGUCCAUCCUCCCCCUAGCGAACAGGUAAAUGAUAAAGUUACCAAUGAAUCCAACCGGCCGGGAGCAAAUCCUAAGGAAAAGGAUACCGCCGAGAAAAAUAAAACGAACGUAGUCAAACGUAAUCCGUUCCGCCGCGUACGAAAGAAUCGGGUCGGUCAUUGUCAAGUGUGUGAUGAGCGUGAUAAUAGUCGAAUGGUUCAGUGUGACGGUUGCAAUGAGUGGUAUCAUUUCUCGUGUGUAGAAGUGUCAGAAGGGAUUGCUGACGUGAGCUGGAUCUGCAUGAACUGCGAACACGCAAAGGAUCUAACCCCUUCCCCUCUGCAUACCCCCAACGUAAGCAGUACCACAUCCACUGUACGGUCAAAGAGCAAGGCAAGCAGCAUCGAAAGUCAGGCCAAACGGAGACAAGCUUUGGAACUACAAUGGUUAGAGGAGGAAAAGGAGUUGGAACGACGAUAUUUAGAACUCAAGUACAAGAUUCUGUUAGAGGGCGGUAGCGACUGCUCGUCGAUUGUUAGUGAACCCCAAUCAGUAUCAAUGUCGAAGGUGAAGAAGUGGAUAGACGACACGGAUGGAUACGGCGAGAAGGUUGACUGCGGAUCUGAAGCCGAGGAACUAGAGAAACGUCCACCGAGGAACUCGACUGCGUCUAUAGAGCACCAUGCUCCAGUUCCAGAUCAGCAGCGUGCGACUCAAGUUAAUAUCCAACUCCGACGACCCCCACAACGUGUUUCCGGCCAACAAGAGACUCGGCCAAUCUUCGGCAGCUCCCAUAUGCGACAAUCAGUCGCUCUCGCACCGGAGGCUGGAUCAUGGGUCGAAGCGAAUGCGUUUGUACCAGGUCAGCGUUCCACCCCCGUUGGACGAUCAUCCCUCCCAGCGCAUGGGCUCAGUGACGACACGGCUUGUGUGUUGAAUCGAAGUCAAAUCGCCGCACGCCAGGCAGUUUCGAAGGAUUUGCCGGACUUCAGUGGUAAUCCGGAAGAUUGGUCGCUGUUCUUCUCGAUGUUUAACUCGUCGACUCAGAUGUGCGGAUUCUCCAAUGAGGAAAAUAUGUUACGGUUGCGUAAGUGCUUGAAAGGAAGAGCAUUGGAAGCAGUAAGAUGUCGCCUGCUCCACCCAUCGAACGUUGCGGGAGUCCUUUCAACUCUCAAGAUGCUCUAUGGACGCCCGGAAGCAAUCGUGCAGGCGGUUAUCAAGAAGAUACGAUCAUUGCCGUCACCGAGCAUAGAGAAGUUGGAGACAGUGGUGAACUUCGCGCUGACAGUUGAGAAUUUGGUCGCUACCAUUCAAGCGUGUGAGGUUAGUGACUUCGUCUACAAUGCAUCGCUGCGAUACGAGUUAGUAGGGAGGUUGCCACCAACGUUGAAGCUGAGCUGGGCCAGGUUCUCAAGGAACAACCCCACUCCGAACCUAUUGGAUUUCAGUACGUGGCUGUACGAGACAGCAGAGGAUGUUCACUCGGAAAUAGACUCUAAGGAUUCGAAAACAGCCAACUCUCCACAGCAACCAAUCAUCGUUGACAUCAAGAAGUGUGUGGCGUGCAAAGGGGAUUGUACGAUGCUGGCCAAAUGCAAACAGUUCGUGGCCUUAAGCUACGAUUCGAAGUGGGCGACAGUAAGAACUUACAAACUUUGUCGCAAAUGCCUGCGUAAGCACAACGGGUCAUGUAAACAAGAAAAACCAUGCGGAACAAACGGCUGUACAUAUCUGCACCAUCCUCUGCUUCACAGUUACGAAAACCCUCGAUCUCCUACAGCAGCCGCCGUUUACGAGAAAAGCUGCAACGUGCACCAAGUGCAGUCGGAGAUCUUGUUCAGAGUAGUUCCGGUCACUUUAUACGGUCCAUCGAAGGCAAUUCGAACCUACGCAUUCCUGGACGACGGCUCAGAACUCACGCUUCUAGAACAGAGUUUAGCAGACGAGCUCGGGUUGAAGGGACCAAAGAAUCCACUGUGCCUGAAGUGGACAGGCGAAACCACCAAGAUCGAAAACAAGUCACAAAACGUUAGUCUUCAAAUCUCCAGCGUAACGAACCCGAUCAAAAGGUAUGACCUAUCCAGUGUACGAACGAUUGGAAACUUGCAGAUCCGACCACAGACUCUCCUUACCGCGGAGUUGAAGCAGAGAUACCAGCACCUCAUGGGACUACCGAUUGAGUCGUAUAACGAGGCCAAUCCGCGAAUCCUAAUCGGUCUGGAUAAUGCCAGUCUCGGAUAUGCAAUGAAGAGUCGCGAAGGACAGUUAAAUGAGCCGAUUGCAAUCAAAACACGUCUCGGCUGGAUUGUUUUCGGCAGUUGUGUGGGAGAGAAGAAUGCAGGGCACUACGUAAACUAUCAUGCGCUACAGAUUUGCCAGUGCAACAGAGAGACCAGUGAAGAUCUUCACGAACUCGUCAAAGGUUAUUUUGCCCUCGACAGCUUGGGCAUAUCUAAGCAAAGUAAACUACUUCUGUCACACGAGGACCAACGAGCACAGUCAAUGCUGGAAUCACUCACUCGGCCCGUAGACAGCCGUUUCGAAUCCGGGCUUCUAUGGAAGUACGAUUCGGUCCGACUUCCGGAUAGUGCAGCGAUGGCACUGCGAAGAUGGCGAUGCCUAGAUAACCGCAUGAAGAAGGAUCCACUUCUGGCGGGAGAAUUGAACGCGAAAAUCCAGGAUCAUAUCAACAAAGGCUACAUUCGCAAGUUGUCCGCGGAAGAGCUGGAAGUAAACCGCUCACGAGUUUGGUACCUUCCGAUAUUUCCAAUCGUCAAUCCGAACAAGCCGGGCAAAACGAGACUCGUAUGGGAUGCAGCUGCCACCGCCUUUGGAGUUUCACUCAACUCAGUUCUGUUAAAAGGCCCAGACCAACUGUCAUCUCUUCUAUCUGUUCUGAUCCAGUUCCGGGAGUUUCGGACAGCGGUAUGCGGCGACAUCCGUGAGAUGUACCACCAAGUAAGGAUGCGGGAGGACGACCAGCAUUGCCAACGCUUCUUCUGGAAGGCCUGCGAGACAGAUAUCGACCCUAGCGUCUACGUAGUGCAGGUAAUGACGUUCGGCGCAUGCUGCUCGCCGAGUACGGCACAAUACGUAAAAAAUUACAAUGCAAAGAGAUUCGAACAAGAACACCCAGAAGCAGUUCACGCAAUCGUAAAGCAACACUACGUUGACGAUAUGCUUCUGAGUGUGGAAUCUGAGGAGGAAGCAAUACAAGUGGUUCGAGAAGUACAGACAGUGCACAGAUCAGCAGGCUUCGAAAUGCGGAACUGGAUCUCCAACUCACCCAAAGUUGUGGCAGCUAUGAGCGAAACAGGCUCCGAUGAGAAAAGCCUCAGUAUCGGCGACAAACACGUGUCAGAACGGGUUCUCGGAAUGUGGUGGAACACCUCAACAGACUGCUUCACAUAUAAAAUGUCACCGCGGUACGAGCACUAA
Molecule: messenger RNA, 3561 nt
Organism: Topomyia yanbarensis
Lineage: Eukaryota; Metazoa; Arthropoda; Insecta; Diptera; Culicidae
Exons: 1
Coding region: 1-3561 (1186 amino acids)
Source: RefSeq, a predicted model, not a curated record